AAAGCUGGGCUCUGGUGGUCUCUCUAUGGCAGUACAGACAUCUAGACGGGAAGCAGGAAGCGGAGAAGGGCAUCGAAAAAGAGGAGGAGAGAGACCAUAGAUAUAUCUAUGAGAGAGACAACUGGGCUCGGAAAGAUCGGCACUGCUGAUUGUUUAUAGGAGCUCGGUAAACACAACCUUCAGCCAUGGGAAAAGGAGGAGGCGCGUUCGAAAGGCUUCUUGAUAAAGCCACCAGCCAGCUACUCCUGGAGACGGAUUGGGAAUCCAUUUUGCAGAUAUGCGACCUUAUUCGCCAAGGAGAUGCCCAAGCUAAAUAUGCUAUUGGCGCCAUCAAGAAGAAACUCAAUGACAAGAACCCUCAUGUGGCCCUUUAUGCUUUAGAGGUUCUGGAGUCUGUUGUAAAGAACUGUGGCCAAACAGUGCAUGAUGAGGUGGCAAGCAAACAAACUAUGGAGGAACUGAAGGAUCUCCUUAAGCAGUCUGAACCAAGUGUACGGAACAAGAUUCUCUACCUAAUCCAGGCCUGGUCACACGCCUUCCGCAACGAGCCCAAAUACAAAGUGGUCCAGGAUACCUACCAGAUCAUGAAGGUGGAAGGUCAUGUUUUCCCUGAAUUUAAAGAGAGUGAUGCCAUGUUUGCAGCUGAGAGGGCUCCUGACUGGGUUGAUGCAGAGGAGUGCCACCGGUGCAGAGUCCAGUUCGGAGUCAUGACAAGAAAGCAUCACUGUCGGGCAUGUGGACAGAUCUUCUGUGGGAAAUGUUCCUCCAAGUACUCCAGCAUCCCCAAGUUCGGAAUAGAGAAGGAAGUUCGGGUCUGUGAGCCCUGCUUUGAACAGCUCAACAAAAAAGCUGAAGGCAAGGCUGCUGGCUCUUCGGAGCUGCCCCCCGAGUACCUAACCAGCCCGCUAUCUCAGCAGUCACAGGUAGUGGUUGGUGGCUCAAUGCCCCCGAAACGUGACGAGGCUGCCUUGCAGGAGGAGGAGGAGCUGCAGCUCGCUAUCGCCCUGUCCCAGUCUGAGGCAGAGGAGAAGGAUCGGAUGGUCUGUAGGCAGAAGCCCACAUAUUCUGUAUACCCGAAAGCUGACCCCACCCCAGUGACAUCAUCAGCCCCGCCAGUUAGCACUCUGUACACUUCUCCUGUGAACUCUUCUGCUCCAGCUGCUGAAGAAAUAGAUCCAGAGCUUGCACGGUACCUGAACAGGACCUACUGGGAAAAGAAGCAGGAGGAGGUUCGGAAGAGCCCCACCCCUUCCGCUCCUGUGCCCGUGGCUGAGCCUAUCACAAUCAGCCAGCCUGUGGAGGCUCACCCAGCACCUCCUAUCAACGUUGUGGAGCAGCAGUACCAGAACGGGGAGUCAGACGAGAAUCAUGAGCAGUUCCUGAAGGCGCUGCAGAAUGCCGUCCCCACCUUCCUCAACCGCAUGAAGAGCAACCACAUGAGGGGGCGCAGCAUCACCAACGACAGUGCUGUGCUCUCCCUCUUCCAGUCCAUCAACAACAUGCACCCCCAGCUGCUGGACCUGCUCAACCAACUCGAUGAGAAGCGAUUGUACUACGAGGGUCUACAGGACAAGCUGGCACAGGUCCGCGAUGCCCGCGGGGCUCUGAAUGCUCUGCGGGACGAGCAUCGUGAGAAACUGCGCUGUGCUGCUGAGGAGGCUGAGCGCCAGAGGCAGAUCCAGCUCGCUCAGAAACUGGAGAUCAUGAGGCAGAAGAAGCAGGAGUACCUGGAGAUGCAGAGGCAGCUGGCGAUUCAGCGGCUGCAGGAACAGGAGAAGGAGAGACAGAUGCGGCUGGAGCAGCAGAAACAGACCAUUCAGAUGAGGGCCCAGAUGCCAACCUUCUCUCUACCCUACGCACAGGUCUGUCCACAGAGCUGCUGGGAACUGGGUAACCCAAUUCGCAAUAGCCUGACUGACUGUGUUUGCCCUCUCCAGUUGCAGUCGCUGCCCGCUGCCGGGGGUGUGAUGUACCAGCCCUCUGGCCCCACCAGUUACCCUGGCUCAGUGGAGGGCUCGCCAAUGCACACUGUCUACAUGAACCAGCCAGCACAGUCUGGCACUGCGCCGUACCCAGGAAUGCCUGUGCCUGGCACUGACCCAAACAUGGUCGGUGCGUACAUGUACCAGACAGCAGCCUCCACUGGGCAGACAACUCAGCAGGGCCAGGCUGUGCCCACCACAAACCCAGCCUACUCCAACUACCAGCCAACACCCACACAGGGAUACCAGAGUGUGCCAUCCCAGUCUCAAAACAUUCCUCCAAUAUCCCAGCCUCCCCAGUCCAGUGGGAUGGGGUACAUGGGGCCACAGUCUGUGCCCAUGGGAUACCAGCCCUAUAACAUGCAGAAUAUGAUGUCUGCCCUGCCUGGCCAGGACCCCAACAUGCCUCCACAGCAGCCCUACAUACCGGGUCAGCAACCCAUGUACCAACAGAUGGCGCCCCCUGGUGGCCCGCAACAACAGAUGCAACAGCAGAUGCUGCAGCAGCAGCAGCAGCAGCAACAGCAUGGAGGAGGUGGGGAGGCACAACUGAUCUGCUUUGACUGAGCUCAGCACUUCGUCUCAUAGGAACCCUACUGCUUGGAGGACGAACAGCCACUCCCUGCAAUAAAACACUAUGCUAACUGUCUUAAACUCUCAGCAAUUCUGUGCACAUUGACUUCCUUCAUUAACAUACCACAACCACAAGGUCCUUUUAAGAAAGGAGAAGGAGAAGUUGUUCUGCACACUUGUCAUAAGUAUCAUAGAGACCCUAUUAGCAAUGCAUUGUGUCCGAUUCACAGAAAUUUAGCUCUUACAAAAAGGAGUUUCCCCAGAGAUAGUUUAUCCAACCCUGGCUUUAAUCCCAGGUCAUAUGCUCUGGCUGUGAACUCUGUGUGGCUUUAUGUCCUCUCUGUGGUUUUAAUAAUAAUACAAAAAUGACUGGAUUACUGAUCAGACAAAAUUUUGCAUCAUUCUUUUUGGUUUUAACUCUUUCAACACAGCAUACCUAUAGAGAAGUCUAUCAAAAAUAACCCUGAAAACAGCAGAUCAUAAUUGCAGUUCAAACCCGUUCCCUAUGUGUACCAUGAUUUCCUCAAUACAAGACACUGAAACUGUUUGGUUAGUUAUCUUAGUGUUGUUUUCCCUUUUAAAGUUACUUGAUGGUGAAAGCGUUAAGUAAGGGGUGGUUGGUAUAUCUUCAGAGAAUGCAUAUUUCUCAUUCUUUUUCAUACAUUGUUAGUGUCUCCUUGCAAAAUAAAAUGCAUAACAGCAGAAUAUUUGAUUUUAAAUAUUAUAAAAUCAAAUAUAAAGACGUACUCAUUCUCAGUCUUAAUAUGUUUCUAAAUGAGAAAGUGCAUGCUUCAAAUUGCUUCUAUUUAAGUGGGAGUUUUUAAGGAGUUUAACAAUGGUAAUAAAAAAAAAAUCCAAAAAGUUAAAAUGUAAGUAAAUCCUGGCAUCGGUGACAUCACAAAUUCUAAGUCUGGCAGACUUCUUACAUGGCUGUUUUGACAGUUUAUAUUUUCUCUUGUGAGUCUGCUUGUUGUAGACUCAGUAUGGAGUGUAUUGCCUACCAGCAUCCUGGCUAACCACUAACCAAGCUGAAUUACUGCUUUGAGCUUCUCUGAAAAGCAUUGCACUCCAAAAAGAUGCUGCAUUUGAUUAUUACCAACUGAUAUUAUAAAAUGUACAUAAAAAACAAACAUACAAACCUCUAUAGUAAAAUCUGUAGAUCUAAAAAUAAGGAGAUGAAGAUAUGAUUCUAAACGUAAAGAGAUUGAAUCUAUAGUGGUGGUGCUGGUACUGUGUUAUUGAACCCCUUCUUUUAAUAAUACUUAAGUCACAUUUUUUCUGCAUCUUUGUAAUGGAUCCUUUAUUUUUUUUAAGAUGUUGUAAACACUAAUUUAUCACAGUUCAUCAAAAUACAAGCAUGUUACUGUAAAGAGGGCUUUAUUUAUGUUUUUCCUUCCAGGGGAACAGUUUUAGGACGGACACUUUGUGAGGUUUGCCAGGUUCUGAUUUCUGUGCCAUGAUUGCUUCGCUCUCAUGCGAUUUAUUAAGUUGCAAUUUGAAGCUGAAUACUUUAAAACAAGGGAAUGAGUUUUAAUUUUUCAGUCUGUAAUAAUGGUAGUAUCUAAAGCAUGUCUAAUACAGAGUGCCCUUCUGUAACCUUUUUUAUGUAUUUAGUGAAAUUUCCAUACAUUUUUUUUUCAUCCUUUACUGAUCUGUCUGAUUUUUAAGAAGUACUUUUAAGAUGGUAUUUAAUAAACUCUGCUGUUUUUUCUCCAAAAA
Molecule: messenger RNA, 4274 nt
Organism: Acipenser ruthenus (sterlet)
Lineage: Eukaryota; Metazoa; Chordata; Actinopteri; Acipenseriformes; Acipenseridae
Product: hepatocyte growth factor-regulated tyrosine kinase substrate-like
Exons: 21
Coding region: 186-2549 (787 amino acids)
Molecular function (GO): metal ion binding; ubiquitin binding; phosphatidylinositol binding
Source: RefSeq, a predicted model, not a curated record